AUGUCCGCCGCCGCCGUGGCCAAGGAGGCCGUCAAGGAGGCCGUCCUCGGCACCACUGAGCCCGUCGUCGAGGUGUCACCUCAGACCAAGCAGCGCUUCACCUCGCAUGCUGUUAAGGAUGAGUCCGGCGAGCUCUUCCUGGGCCUUGACGAGUUCGUCGCUGCCGUCGUCCCCAAGGGCGAGGACUUUCACAAGAUCACCCGCGAACAAUACUCUAUCCUCUUCCGUGUCGCCGACACCAAGGGCACCGGCAAGGUGAGCCUCAACGACUGGGGUAUCUUCGAGAACCUCCUGUCCAAGCCCGACGCCGAGUACGAGAUCGCGUUCCGCCUCUUUGAUGUCGAGCGCACCGGCCGCAUCCAGUAUGAUGACUUCCGCACCCUGUACGAACUUAACAAGGGCCCCGACAACAUCCCCUUCGACUGGGAGUCCGAGUGGGCCAGGCUCUACAUUGGCAGCAAGAAGAACCGCCACUCUCUCGACUACCCCCAGUUCACCCAGAUGCUGCGCGGACUCCAAGGCGAGCGCAUCCGCCAGGCCUUCCAGCGCUUCGACAAGGACGGCGAUGGCUACAUCAACCCCGAGGACUUUGAGCGCAUCAUUGUCGAGACCUCAAGUCACAAGUUGUCCGACCACAUCCUCGAGAACCUGCACACCCUGUGCAACAUCUCUGCUGGUAGCAAGAUCUCUUACGCCAACGUCCGUGCCUUCCGUAAUGUCAUCGGAGAGAUGGACCUCGUCGAGUUGAUCUUGCGCCGCGCCAUUGACAACAGCGGCGACGGCAAGAUUACCCGUCCCGAGUUCCUCAACGAGGCCGCCAAGAUCACCCGCUUCUCCCUCUUCACCCCCAUGGAGGCUGACAUCCUCUUCCACUUUGCCGGCCUCAACGAGACCUCAGGUCGCCUGGGUCUGUCCGACUUUGCCAAGGUCCUCGACCCUUCGUGGCGGAACCCCAUUUAUGAUGCCGUUGAGGGCGCCGUCAAGGCGAAGGCUGCUGCUGGCUCCUCCAUCAUCAACGGCAUCAUCACCUCUUCGUACAACUUUGCCCUUGGCAGUGUUGCUGGUGCCUUUGGCGCCUUCAUGGUGUACCCCAUCGAUCUCGUCAAGACCCGACUCCAGAACCAGCGAGGAGGCGCCCAGCCCGGUCAGCGCCUGUACAACAACUCCCUGGACUGCUUCCAAAAAGUUAUCCGCAACGAGGGUUUCCGCGGCCUGUACUCGGGUGUUCUGCCCCAACUCGUCGGUGUCGCUCCUGAGAAGGCUAUUAAGCUGACUGUCAACGACCUGGCUCGUGGUUUCCUUUCCGACAAGGACGGCAAGAUUCCUGUGUGGGCUGAGAUGGUCGCCGGUGGUAGUGCUGGUGCCUGCCAAGUUGUCUUCACCAACCCUCUCGAGAUUGUCAAGAUUCGCCUGCAGGUGCAAGGUGAGGUCGCCAAGUCGGUUGAGGGCACCCCCAAGCGAUCGGCCAUGUGGAUCGUAAAAAACCUGGGCCUCGUCGGUCUGUACAAGGGCGCUUCGGCGUGCUUGCUCCGUGAUGUCCCUUUCUCCGCCAUCUUCUUCCCCGCGUAUAGCCACUUGAAGAAGGACUUCUUCGGCGAGUCGGAGACCCACAGGCUGGGUGUUCUGCAGCUUCUGAGCUCCGGUGCUAUUGCUGGUAUGCCCGCUGCGUACCUGACGACGCCCUGCGAUGUCAUCAAGACCCGACUUCAGGUCGAGGCCCGCAAGGGCGAGGCGACCUACACCGGCCUGCGACACGCCGCCAAGACCAUCUGGAAGGAGGAGGGCUUCACUGCCUUCUUCAAGGGCGGUCCCGCGCGAAUCUUCCGAUCAUCCCCUCAGUUCGGUUUCACCCUGGCGGCGUACGAUGUGCUGCAGAGGUUGCUCCCCAACCCGGGCAAGGCGGCCGAGUCGUCGCAGAUCCCGACCUCGACAGUCGUUGGCAGCCUCGACUCUAGCCCCUUCGGCCGCAGCCGCAACGCGCUGAAGGUCAUCCUGGAUCUGGACGAGGACUUUGGCAAGGUCAAGUUGCCAAACGAGCACGGCUGGCGAUCGCUGCCCAAGAUUAUGGGCGGUGGUGGUGGUCAGUAA
Molecule: messenger RNA, 2088 nt
Organism: Ilyonectria robusta
Lineage: Eukaryota; Fungi; Ascomycota; Sordariomycetes; Hypocreales; Nectriaceae
Product: mitochondrial carrier domain-containing protein
Exons: 3
Coding region: 1-2088 (695 amino acids)
Biological process (GO): aspartate transmembrane transport; L-glutamate transmembrane transport; malate-aspartate shuttle
Molecular function (GO): L-glutamate transmembrane transporter activity; calcium ion binding; L-aspartate transmembrane transporter activity
Source: RefSeq, a predicted model, not a curated record